AUGGCGAGGAGAGGGAGGAGGCUGAGCGUGUCUCUCCUCCUAUCGCACCUCUUCUCCUCCUUCAUGCUCUCCUCCUCCUGCUCUCCGGCCUUGAUCACCCAUGGAACUUCGCAUGCGCUUCGGUUGAGAGGGGGGUCGUCCCAGGCCGCGCAACUUGCGGAGAUCCGGGCGAUGAGGGCGAAGCAGUACGAGAUGGCGAAGAAGGUGGAGAUGGAGCAGGAUGCCCAGAAGGCUGAGAAGCAGGCGAGCUACAGUGGCGCUCAACGGGUCUGGUACUUUGCGACAGAAGAGGUUGGCCCGAACACCAUAGCGACCCAGAGUCAAAGGAUGAUGCAGGGAGACGCUCGGAGGUUCUAUGAGGGGCAAAAGGUCACCAUGUGCAGAAACAGAGAGACAGGAAUGGUCAUCGAGCUCAUGCACGACAGCGAUGGCUGGUUUCAAUACUCUGCCAGGGAGAAUUCCGCUCUUGCACAGAUCAAUGCUGCAGGGAACAUUUUCGAGUACCUGCGCUGGUACUCUCCCGGCCUUCUUGAGCAGAUUAAGAAAAAUCCUUUGAAAUCUGAUCUGCUGGACAGAGAGCAGAGGAUGGGAGGAUGGAAGGCUUCUCCCCAUGGAUCCAGCAUCCUCAUCAAACAUGCAGAGAACGCGGACUUCGAGUUGUAUCUACUCGAGCAAGCUUUCUUGUAUAUCAAUCGCAAGGGAAAGGAAGCAAUCUUCAUGGACACAUCUGGAGAGCCGCAUUACAUGUCAAUCAGCAAUGCGGAAGCGAUGCUAAAGAGAUGA
Molecule: messenger RNA, 783 nt
Organism: Guillardia theta CCMP2712
Lineage: Eukaryota; Cryptophyceae; Pyrenomonadales; Geminigeraceae
Exons: 1
Coding region: 1-783 (260 amino acids)
Source: RefSeq, a predicted model, not a curated record